CUCCACUAGGGGGCGCUGUGGUGCGACGCGGGGAAUCGAACGCAAAGACGGCUCGCGCUUGGUCCGACGUGAACAGUCAGAACCGUAAUGGCGACCGCUGUAACAGCCGACCCGGGAUCGACGGCCCCGACAGGGCCCAGUGGCAUUCGAAAAGUGGCAUCUCCAGAGAUGCCCGGCUCCUCGGGCACCACCCAGAGUAUGAAGAAGACCAUUGGACACAGAGGUGUUGAGACCACCACAGGGGAGACCACCUAUAAAAAGACCACAUCAUCUGCCUUGAAAGGUGCCAUCCAGCUCGGUAUCACACAUACCGUUGGCAGCUUGAGCCAGAAAGCUGAGAGGGAUGUCCUGAUGCAAGACUUCGUUGUGGUUGAGAGCAUUUUCUUCCCCAGUGAAGGGAGUAACCUGACUCCUGCUCAUCACUACAGCGACUUUCGUUUUAAGACCUAUGCUCCCAUUGCCUUCCGUUACUUCAGAGAGCUCUUUGGCAUCCGGCCAGAUGACUACUUGUAUUCUUUGUGUAACGAUCCACUCAUUGAGCUGUCAAACUCUGGUGCGAGUGGCUCCCUCUUCUAUGUCUCAAGCGAUGAUGAGUUCAUCAUCAAGACUGUGCAGCACAAAGAGGCUGAGUUUCUCCAGAAGCUCCUGCCAGGAUACUUCAUGAACUUAAACCAAAAUAAGCGGACCCUGCUGCCCAAGUUCUACGGGCUGUACUGCGUCCAGGCAGGCGGCAAGAACAUUCGUAUAGUUGUUAUGAACAAUUUGCUUCCCCGCAUCGUCCCCAUGCACCUCAAAUAUGACCUUAAGGGCUCCACCUAUAAGAGACGAGCUUCACCCAAGGAGAGGGAGAAGGCUGUGCCCACGUACAAGGACCUGGACUUUAUCCAGGACUUGCCAGAUGGCAUACUGCUGGAAGCUGACAACUACAAUGCCCUCAGCAAGACCAUCCAGAGGGACUGCUUGCUCUUGCAGAGUUUUAAGAUCAUGGAUUACAGCCUGCUGGUGGGCAUCCACAACCUGGACCAGGCCAGUCGAGAGCGGGAGCGUGGUGUGGGACAUUCGGGGGACAGUGGGGGAACAUCGGAUGGGGCAGUGACCCCAGACCAGCGGCGUCCUCAAGCCCAGAAAAGUCUCUACUGUACAGCCAUGGAGUCCAUCCAGGGAGAGGCUCGGGGAAAAGGAGCCAUGGAAUCAGAGGACCACAUGGGUGGGAUUCCCUCCCGGAACAGUAAAGGGGAGCGACUGCUUGUGUACAUCGGCAUCAUUGACAUUCUGCAGUCCUACAGAUUCAUCAAGAAGCUGGAGCACUCAUGGAAGGCUCUAGUCCACGAUGGGGAUACGGUUUCGGUUCACAGACCUGGCUUCUAUGCCGAACGCUUCCAGCAGUUUAUGUGCAACACAGUGUUCAAGAAAAUUCCAUUAAAGCCUUCUCCAUCUAAGAAGAGUCGUGGCGGGGGUCAGGGAGGUCUGAGGAGGGCCCCCACCUUGGGAGCUCCUGUCCCGCUGUCCCAUGCAGCAGGACAGUCAGCCAUUGACUCCAGACUGGUCUACCACACACACUUCAAAAGUACAGAGGCAGAUGGAGACAGUGGCGUACAUCCAGGCAGACCGGAUCUGGUACCUAGGACCCCUCCCCUGCCAGGAAGCUCUGGCGACUAUGAGGCCAACCUGUCUACCUCAUCAAUGGGCAGCACAGGACUUGCCUCCUCUUCUCCUCCACUGCGGUCUGUAGGGGUGGAGGUACACAAAUCUGCAUAUACAGACCAAGACCAAGGUGCUUCCCACAGUGUGGGAGCGGAGGACAUGGGCGACAAUGCAGGCAAUCUAUCUGGAAAUGAAGACGUAGUAUCACUAUCAGACAUCAUCCCUGAGACGAACAUCUGUUUUUAAAAACUGGACCGGCCCCAUCUAAACAUGAGGCGAUUCUGAAAGGAGAGAUGAGGUGGGCGGGAUUCGGGAAUUAUAGAGAGCGAAUUUCACACACCUGCAGCGGCUCCACCCUCCUCCUCCUCCUCCUCCUCCUCCUCCUCUGUUGUUUACCUCACCCAUAUCUGCGGGGGAAGUUCCAUGUAUUCCAGUUGAUGAGGUGAGGUGGAGGCUGUGGCUUGGCAUGGCAGCGGUGGGAGACUGGGGGGAAGACGGUCUAUAUGGUGGCCUGUAGGCUUUCCCAGCCAACUACACAGCGUGUGCUGCUAAACAAAGUAAACGGAAAAAGAAACGCAGUCCUUCUUUAAGUGUCCCAGAGUUCACUUGUGUUGUUCACGCCUGUUGCAGAGCCCCUCUCUCCUGUAUCGGUAGCUGAAGAACAGACUCGCUGCCAAGCACAGGCAGUUUUCGGGCAGCCCCUUUUGAUGCACCAUUCGUUAGUCUAAUGUACAUCUUGCAUCCGUAUGCAGUGGACACCUGCUCUUGUACAAUCCUUAAUCACAGAUGAGUUCAAUGUUCAACCCAUGUCUGUCCGCUGGGGUGAUAUAAUUAUAACAAUUCUGACUUUAAUUUUGUUUUGUGAGAUGACCUAAAGCCUGGUCACCAGUGGAUGACCCUAAGCCUGGUCACCAGUGGAUGACCCUAAGCCUGGUCACCAGUGGAUGACCUAAUGCCUGGUCACCAGUGGAUGGUGAGAAUGGUAGGUAGGAUUUAGGUUUCGAGUUAAGAAUUCUCAGUUCAUCUAUGAUGUAGCGACCGACCAUCAUCUUGGCCUUUUCUCGCAGCCCACUAGUCAGACAGCAGGAAAGACCAUGAAUGAGUAGAGAUGGCAGUCCGGGAGGAAAAUGUAUUUAGAGGCAUGUUAAGGACAAUUUGAAGGAGUGUUUUAAGGAGGUGUGUGAAGGGAGUGUGUGUGUACAUUGUAAGUUUGGGGUGUCGUGACUCAGAUGCUCACUUUUGUUUCAUUAUUUUUCAUUGCAUCCAGGUGACUGUAGCACUGCUCGUGAGAAUGAACCUGUUCUACCAACCAUUUCCUUAACGUUAUCGACAUGAAUUGUGUUGUGAUCAACACCUGCCUCUGUCGGCACUGUAACCAUAUAUGCUUUUCCUUGACUAGUUGGGGAUUUGCAGUAAUGGACUGAUUUCAGGGUCCGGAAAGAUUGUGUACUGAGGGGUUUCAGCAAGCCCCUAUAGUAAAGAGUGUUUGCUGGAAGCCUUGUUGGAACUCCACAGGUCCAGCAAAGGCAGCGUCACCUGCCACCCAAUGACUGCUAGGAUAGGCUCCAGCAUCCCCACGACCCUGAGAGCAGGAUAAGCAGUUUGGAUAAUGGAUGGAUGGAUGGAUUUUCCUCAUGCUGUAUAUGGCAGACAACUUUACAACUCCAGAAUCUCCCCCUCUGAUGUGACCAUGUGUGCCAGGAUGUGAGUGGGAACAGAGGUGCGCGUUGUUGGCCGGCCGAUGCUGUUUAAUGAGGUGUUCAAGUGUUGAUAUUAGAGCAGUAAUAUCUUUUCCUCGCUUGCUUUUCCAUCUUUGAUGACUGUGCCUUCACAGUUUGGUCUCUCCUAAUGUUUGGUGCUGGUACUACUGAGAAGUGAGGCCAUUUUUGGAGGUGAACAAGUGUUUCUCAUGGUCCAUAACAUUCUGUUAGUUGCAGAAGUGCCACAUCACCACAUAUGACUAUGAAAAAAACUGCCAGUUUUAUGUCUGAGUGUUGUAUCACAAUAGUUAAGAUUCUUUUUAACCCUCCCGACGUCAUACAGUAAAGACGAUUGUCUCGUAUACCACUGGCCCUUGUAGCAAUAAGGGCAACUCGCUAUUAUAAAGCACGAUCUGAGUCCCCAAAAAUAAUUUUCAUCUUUAUUAAUUUCUGCUGGUUACAGAAAUGAUUAUUCAAUCCUGUCUUGGACCAGUUGCAUUAACCUGGUUUAAAACGAUUGUUUAUGUGACUAACUAGGGUUGUUUAUAUGUUGUCUUGAGCACAUUUUAUACGUCUUUGUAUAUAAAAUGUUUUCAUAUGAAUCAUUUUGUCUCUUCCCUUAGUUUAUUAUUGAGGGUGCCACAACAGUUUCUUGGGGUGACCGACAGGAGGCAUUUUAAUCUUUAUUUCUGAUGCAGAAAAUUAAAUCUCUACCAGGUGACUGUAGCAGCCUGCAGAUUUCACCCCAUUUACUGAAAUAGGACUGUUGAUGUGGCACAUGUGGUCUGCGCACCAGAGUGUGUGUGUGUGUUUGUGUGUUUGUGUGUGUGUGUGUGUGUGGGAGGGGGGUUGAAAUGUGAGCUAUAGAAGGAUGCAAUGGAGGCAAACUGCCGAGGAUGGGAAAACGGACUAGUGUUCAUCAAUGCGUAGUGGUCCGAUAGGAAACGAGUGUUGUGCGUCAAAAGCCAGUCGUGGCACCAAAGAAAAGAGCAUCACACGCUAGGUAAGCCGUGAGCUUGCAUGAGGCUGGGGAUUGUCGUGUCUGUUGUUGUUCCACGGUCCGGUACGGUUAAUGUUGAGGGCACUCGUGGACGUCGGUGUGGACUGAUGUGCUGUUUGCGAUAAUAACACUGGGCUAACCCGUGUUUUUGGGAAUCUCUUGAAAUGAUAUUUCCUCCAGAAUAUUUUGUAUGAAGGACACAGAAACAUUUUAAGACUAGGAUUUGAAUGCUUGCAAAGUUUUUUUUUCUUUCCUCUUUCAUGAAAAAAGAAAUGGUUUACUUUGUGCUCUUUUAUUUUUCCACACUUGUGUGAAGUUGAUGAUUGAUCUGCUACAAUUGCGGUAGGUGUUAGAGAGCAUCCCUGUCCCAUCCUUUUGUUAAAGCUGGGAUAACUAUCUCACAUUCUUGAUUCAUGGACUCUUUGUGCUGAAAUGUAACUAGGCUACUGGUUUUUGUUUCAGAUAAAUCGAUUUAAAGUCUUAUUCUGCUGGUUGAAAAACAGCCGGCCACCAAAGAAAACACUCCCAAGAGACACUUUUUCAGAUAUUAUGGUCCAGAUAAUAUUAUAUAACUAAGACUUUUAUGCAUCCUGUUUAAAUACCGCUGCUGAAAGAGACAAUUUCCAGAGCCACUUGUUUUUUGUUUUUAUGUGUGGUCCUGCACAGCUUCUGGAUGCAGCCCAGUUCACUUGCUGGUGGUAUUGUAUUCACUAAUACACUAUGGCACAAGAGACACAUCAUCCGUUGGUGCUCAAGGGCAAUGACUUCUCCACUUACACAACACACACUACACCGAUAUGAACUAAUGCAAUAUGAACAACAGUCUGCCAUCUUUCAAUUCCAAGAAACGUAUUUAUUAUUGCAAUUAUGAUUAUUGUUGUAGGCUGAAACAGUUCAGUUGUAUAUGUACUUUAGAUGAUUGUACGUAAAAUGUAUUCUGACAAGAGGGUGUCUGAAACUUUAUAGUGUGUAUUGCCUAUGAGAGGGGAUUGUUUGCCAGUUUCACUUUUUUAUAUCUUGUGUUUUAGAAUAUGAAUAUAGAUAUAUUCUCUCUCCAUAAUGAUUCUGGGUCAAUAAUAUCCCACGCUUUUCUACAUGAAUGUGUCACAUGGCCUACGAGCUAGUGUCGCUGGUUGCCGUCUGUGCGCCAGCGACCGGGCUAUAUUUUUACUAUGUAUAAAUUGUGUAUAUGUAUAUAAGGAGUCACGGAAAUGCCUUCUCAUGCAAUAUGUGCUGCCUGUCCCUCCUGCCAUGUUUCAUUUAUGUGGUGAUGUCUUACAUAUUGUCUGAUUUUAAUGGAUUAAACAUAUUUUCUAA
Molecule: messenger RNA, 5661 nt
Organism: Lampris incognitus (smalleye Pacific opah)
Lineage: Eukaryota; Metazoa; Chordata; Actinopteri; Lampriformes; Lampridae
Gene: pip5k1ab
Product: phosphatidylinositol-4-phosphate 5-kinase, type I, alpha, b
Exons: 16
Coding region: 88-1890 (600 amino acids)
Biological process (GO): phosphatidylinositol metabolic process
Molecular function (GO): phosphatidylinositol kinase activity
Source: RefSeq, a predicted model, not a curated record